Messenger RNA from Labrus mixtus (cuckoo wrasse), 1924 nucleotides. RefSeq names its product RAB10, member RAS oncogene family (gene rab10). Gene Ontology annotation, molecular function: GTP binding; GTPase activity. The transcript has 6 exons. Lineage: Eukaryota; Metazoa; Chordata; Actinopteri; Labriformes; Labridae. The record is from RefSeq and is a predicted model, not a curated record. Bases 144 to 749 code for a protein of 201 amino acids. Gene Ontology annotation, cellular component: insulin-responsive compartment; recycling endosome; Golgi apparatus. Gene Ontology annotation, biological process: cellular response to insulin stimulus.
AGCACAGUUAGCUCACGAACCGCUAACAGGGGCAGCAGUCGGUCGAGCUGGCUUUAGGCUUCACAUAGGCGUGUUUAGGUUACCAUUUUUUUUUGUUUUUUUGUUGUUGUCUCUGCCUGGUUUGGUCACAAGCUGCUUUUUCAAUGGCGAAGAAGACGUACGACUUGCUGUUCAAGCUGCUGCUGAUCGGAGACUCGGGCGUGGGGAAGACCUGUGUGCUGUUCCGCUUCUCAGACGACGCCUUCAACACAACCUUCAUCUCCACCAUAGGAAUAGACUUCAAGAUCAAAACUGUUGAAUUACAAGGAAAGAAGAUCAAACUACAGAUCUGGGACACAGCGGGCCAGGAACGGUUCCACACCAUCACCACCUCCUACUACAGAGGAGCCAUGGGCAUCAUGUUGGUCUACGACAUCACCAACGCCAAGAGCUUCGAAAACAUCAGCAAAUGGCUGCGCAACAUUGACGAGCAUGCAAAUGAAGACGUGGAGAGGAUGCUGCUAGGCAACAAGUGUGACAUGGAGGACAAGAGGGUUGUCCCAAAAGCCAAGGGAGAGCAGAUCGCAAGGGAGCACGGCAUUAGGUUUUUUGAGACGAGUGCUAAGGCCAACAUCAACAUCGAGAAGGCUUUCCUCACGUUAGCAGAAGACAUCCUGAGAAAGACGCCUGUAAAAGAGCCCAACAGUGAAAACGUCGACAUCAGCGGUGGAAGUGGAGUCCCAGGCUGGAAGAGCAAGUGCUGCAGUUGAACUACUCCUCUGUUUCACUCACACUAACGCACACACACACACAUGCACACAGACACACACAUGCACACACACUCUGACACAUACUCUCUCUCUCUCUCUAACUGCUAACUCUAACUCUCUCUCUCGCUCUCUAACCUGUCUCAUGAGUUUUCUUGCACACUGACACUCUCUGUCUGUCUCUUUAUCAGAAUAAAAACAAUAAACCACUUCACUCGUCUAACCCCCCCUCCCUCCCUCCCUCCCUCCCUCCCUCCCUCCCUCCCUUCCCUUUUCUCCUCCCACACACCCACCCAUAUUCUUCCAAUCCUUCCAUCUGAUGAUCAUUUUUAUUUCUGAUAAAAAGAGAAAUCCAGUCACGUUUCUUGUCAUUUGUUUUAAAGGUUGUAAAAAAAAAAAAAAGAAAAACAGAAAAAAAAAAAGAAAAGACAAGCUCAUAUUUUUAAUAUUUCCUUUGCCUGAGCUCACCUUGUUGGACAGCCUCACCGAACCCUUAAACCCCCCCCCCCCCCCCUCCCCCUCCCAUCCCCCACCCCCAUCCCCACCCCAGCCACAGCACUCACCUUCAAGUGGGAGGAAAUCAAACUCAAAGAAAAUCAAAGAAAAAAGACAAAUGUAGGAUUAACAUUUUGUACACUUUAGUGGGGUUUCUGUUGUCUAACCGUAUUGGGUCAUUUACAAUUUGUUACCAAGUGACAGAGGCGUGGCUAGCUCCUUUUGUAUGUGGGGGUUUAUUUUGUCCUGUGCCUUAUAUGGAAGACAGGGGCGGGGCUGUGUGGUGGGCGGAGCCACAUCCACCCAAUGAAAUUACAGUUUAAUAUUCGGUCGGCUCAGGCUCCCGAUGUCGAGGAAGCUGAGCCGAAGCAGAAGCGUUUGAAUUUCUCCUCCAGCCAAGAGAAUGGCAUUAUACAGUAUGUCCUGUUUAUUGAUGUUUUAUUUUUAUCUGUAUGAUUUAUUUUACUUUCAUUUUUUUUUCUUUUAUUUUUUUCCCUCUUUGGGUUUUUUUUGUUUUGUUUUUUGUUUUUUUUUCCUGCAUGCAGAUUUCUGUGGGUUGGAAGCGUUUCUGUAACGUUGUGUAACGUUUGCCACUGGGUAACUGUGGGCGGGAGGUACAGAAGUUCUCUUUGGAAAUUCAAACAGUUUUGCAGAUCCAUUAAAAAUAAGCUUGUUUAAGUUAA